This is a messenger RNA of Plasmopara halstedii, 420 nucleotides long. RefSeq lists its product as uncharacterized. The record is from RefSeq and is a predicted model, not a curated record. The transcript has a single exon. The coding region runs from base 1 to 420 and encodes 139 amino acids. NCBI's taxonomy places the organism in Eukaryota, Oomycota, Peronosporomycetes, Peronosporales, Peronosporaceae.
AUGGAUGAUAUGGAUCACGCACCAAGCAUCCAUGUACAGCGGCUAAUGCCUUCGGAGAGCUUUGUACAAAACGGACUUGAGCUUACGGAGUAUCAUCAGCCGAACCAAGUGCAACACGAAGAUCAUUUGGUGUUUUGGCCUGAAGUGGAGCGAACAAGAGCAAGACGCGAGCCGGUGAUAAUGAUAAGGAACGGCUCAGAUGACGAAGAGUCGGCAGAAGACAGUGAAGCUCCACCGACUCCACAACGUGCAGGGAUUGACGAGGAUGGACUAUUUGCAGAAGCUGUUCUUGCCUACGCUGUUAGCACUGACGAUGAUACGGACCUAUCAACUACGUAUGCUCAAGCAAUGGCAAGCGAUGAUGCGAUGAAAUGGCGUGAAGCAAUGAACGCUGAGCUUCGCUCUCAUGAAGAAAAUUGA